Molecule: messenger RNA, 1781 nt
Organism: Rubroshorea leprosula
Lineage: Eukaryota; Viridiplantae; Streptophyta; Magnoliopsida; Malvales; Dipterocarpaceae
Source: the annotation of a GenBank genome assembly
ACUAGAAGAGAAUGAAGAAUUAAUUUAUGAACAGGGAAAGUCUCAUGUUUUGAUGAAGUUUUAGCAACAGGCAUUGGGGACAAUUAGGGGAUAAUUCUUUUAUGAUUAACAGCCAUGAUUCCAAAAUCAAAGUCUCCUCCUUGCUAUCAAUCAACCCAAAGCUGCAGAUCGCCAACACCAGCUCAAUUGGCUCAUCUAUUCUCCUCAUUUGCUCCGAUUUCCAUUGGAGCUGGUGGUGUUAGGCCAUGCUCCAUAGCAUUUGGGGCUGAUCAAUUGGAAAUAAUUGCUUUGACAGGAAUUGUUUACAUACAAGAUCAUGUUGGAUGGAGAGUGGGUUUUGGAGUUCCAGCCAUCCUAAUAUUCCUCUCUGUUAUUAUGUUUUUCAUUGCUUCUCUCCUGAAUCUCAAGAAGAAACCAAAGAAAAGCUUGUUUACUGGCUUUGCCCAAGUGAUUGUGGUUGCUUAUAGAAACAGAAACCUCUCGUUUCCCUUUCCAAAUUCAAGUGAGCGUUACCAUCACGGGAAGGAUUCAAAAAUUGUUGUGCCAACUGACAAGUUAAGAUUUUUGAAUAAAGCUUGCAUUACUAGAAAUCCUGAACAAGAAAUAGCCGCUAAUGGCUUAGCUGUCAAUCCGUGGAGACUUUGCACAAUAGAGCAAGUAGAAGAGCUUAAAGCACUAAUAAAGGUCUUACCAUUGUGGAGUACAGGAAUCAUGCUAUCAAUAAAUGUGAGCCAAACCACGUUCAUCCUGAUCCAAGCUAGCUCCAUGGACAGGCACAUUUCUCAAAACUUUGAAAUUCCGCCAGCUUCUUUUGCUACCUUUGGCCUUAUUGUAAUGGUGAUAUGGGUUAUUCUAUAUGACCGCGUGAUUCUCCCCUUGGCCUCAAAGAUCAAGGGUAAACCAGUGCAGCUUGGUGUUAAACUAAGGAUGGGAAUUGGGCUAUUACUUUCGUGCAUGGCAAUGGUAGUUUCAGUAAUUGUUGAGAUGAUUAGACGAGGGAAGGCUAUCCAAGAAGGCAACUCAAGCAAUGAUAGUGCAGUGUCACGCAUGUCUGCAGUGUGGCUUGUGCCACAAUAUUGUUUACUUGGCUUAGCUGAAGCUUUUACUGCAAUAGGACAAACAGAGUUCUUUUAUUCUGAGCUCCCAAAAAGCAUGUCAAGUAUUGCCGCUGCUCUGUUUGGGCUAGGAAUGGCAGUGUCCAAUUUGCUAUCCAGUGUUGUAGUGAGCAUCGUAACUAAGCUAACCUCAAGAAGGGGGAAAGAGAGUUGGGUUUCAAAUAACAUAAACAAAGGUCAUUACGAUUAUUACUAUUGGGUUCUUGCCAUAAUGAGUUUCAUCAAUCUGCUAUACUUCCUUCUUUGCAGCUGGGCUUAUGGUCCUUGUGGUGAACAAGUAACAAAAGUAAGAGACACUGGGAAUGACUCAAAAGGUGAAGAGCUUUAUCUAAUCGAGGGAUUGACGUUAAAGAUGCACGGGGUUAGAUUGAAGGAAGGAGAAUAAAGAUCCAGAGUCCUGGAGUUUGCUAGCCUAAUUGGUUUUUUCCUGAUCACCGUAUGAAGUUCAAGUUAGCUAUUACUUACAGCUCUUUUCCUGAUGAUGAGUACUGUUUAAUCAUGGAAUGACUAUUGAAAGUUAUAAGGUGAUGGGGUGGAUAUUAAUUACAAAUAGAGUUUGUGACAGUUCUCCUACACAUAAUCUUGACUCUUUGUGCUUGAAUUUGUCUAGGUUUCCCCCUGUUAUACCAUUCUUUUUUUGUCUGCUAAUAAAGUAGUACUUGUCAU